Molecule: messenger RNA, 1296 nt
Organism: Leptomonas pyrrhocoris
Lineage: Eukaryota; Euglenozoa; Kinetoplastea; Trypanosomatida; Trypanosomatidae
Exons: 1
Coding region: 1042-1296 (84 amino acids)
Source: RefSeq, a predicted model, not a curated record
AGUGGUUCAAGUAGCCGAUGGAAGAAGAAUUGCGUUCACAACUCCAGGCGCAGACGGUUCGCUGAUGAUGGCCGAUUGUAGACCCAUACGAGGCGGUCAACGGGAAGGUUUCUCGAAGUCCUUUACACGCUGCUGCUGCUGCUGCUGCGACACAUCGCUCUUUGCGGCUACAAUACAAACUCUUCGUCCAUUCACCCUGUAAAACGGUGUGAAGAGCGUGUGGUUGCCCUGCGGCCCCGCUGGCUGGUCAGGGCGGCACUAUCGUCGUGUACUCACCUCAGCGCGCCAUGACGCGGCCGUGCCUCCGCCCGUUGCCCACUUCGGGAAAGCGAAGUACAGCGAAGUGGCGGGGGCCGUCGUGCUGUUCGAUGCGCCGGACGACCGUCCGCUUUUAAAUCAACGUUUUUAGGCCGAGGCCGUGCUCGGGGCCUCCGGUGCGGUAAUGGACGUCCGAACGCCCAGCAAUGGUUUUCCUCAUUCCUUUGGUUUAGAGCUGACGGCGCCGAUCACACACAUUCCGUGUGUGGCGGUGGGACUAGGGGACUACGAGAAGUAGAUCUUCCUCCGGCUGUUAUGCUGGCUCUUUCAUACGAUGGGACGCGCACACGUGAUGUCGUAGUGCAUCUUUAAAUGGCUUUGCGGUUCGAAGGAAGUGCUGCUUGUUGUUCUUGUUGUUCUUUUCAGCUGCUGCCUGCUCCCCUAUUCGUGCGUCACGGCGCGCUCUAAAAGUAAUCCCCAUGCAAAAGGAAAGAAGACAAGCACGGAAGAAGUCUGUGCUAGAGCGUCACCUUGCGCAAGACAGAGGUGUUGACUCGCGCCCCCGCCGGCCCCAUCGGCGUUGAGUGGAGCGACAACGUGAAUGAAGACGUUAUCGUGUUUUUCGUUUUCUUCUUUAAUCGGAAUAAAGAAAAUUUGUUUUUUCGGUUUGCCUGCUUUGUUUCUUCGCACCACCUCUCAUCCUCCUCCCCUUCCUCCCCAAUCUCCCCGCGCUGAUUACAUGAAGUGGGGGACUAGCAGCGCAGCACAACACGCUCUCCUCAAAUGCCGCAACCAUCAAAUCUCACCACGUCACCCAACGCGCUUGCCUCUCCGCCGCAGGACGCGCAACGGCAGUCUCUUCUUCAAUAUAUUGACCAACGGAUGCAAGACCUGGAGGAGGAGCGCCGCGAGUUGCGACAGCUGGCCAGUGAUUUGGAAGCGGAGCGGCGCAUCAUCAUAGCGAAGCUGGCGGAGGCUGAAGCGGCGCAGCAUCAUGCGGACGAGAAUCGAGACGCAGGCGGAGAGCCAUCGCUUUAG